Molecule: messenger RNA, 2417 nt
Organism: Cucumis melo (muskmelon)
Lineage: Eukaryota; Viridiplantae; Streptophyta; Magnoliopsida; Cucurbitales; Cucurbitaceae
Product: methylenetetrahydrofolate reductase 2
Exons: 12
Coding region: 327-2117 (596 amino acids)
Biological process (GO): tetrahydrofolate interconversion
Cellular component (GO): cytosol
Molecular function (GO): methylenetetrahydrofolate reductase [NAD(P)H] activity; FAD binding
Source: RefSeq, a predicted model, not a curated record
UAGUUUAGGAAAGCAAUAGUUUCCAACCCCGUAAUGGAAAUCGGGAAAUCGGGGGUUGGUAUUCAAUUCCUCGGCUCAUUCAAGCCGAUUGAUUGCGAGGUUGUUGGAUUGGGUAAUGGUAGUGGGUGGCUUCCCCAUCACUUGGACUUCACAUCUCUUUCUCUAUAUAUCUCUAACCGACAAUGCUCAGAUGCGAUUUCCUAUCGUCAUUCCCCUGCUCUUUCACUCAUUUCUCUCUUUCCAUCUCUCAUUCUCCUCUUUUUUUUUUUUUCUCUUUCGUUGCUGCUUCCGAUCUCUAACUCCUACACCACUCAAGGGAAGAGAAGAUGAAGGUGAUUGACAAGAUCCGGGCAGCCACCACCGGCGAUGGCGGAAGAGUUGUUUUCUCCUUUGAGUACUUCCCUCCCAAGACAGAGGAUGGUGUCGAUAAUCUUUUUGAGAGGAUGGACCGUAUGGUGGCUCAUAAUCCUUCCUUCUGCGACAUUACUUGGGGCGCUGGUGGCUCCACUGCCGAUCUCACCCUCGACAUUGCCAACAAGAUGCAGAACAUGAUCUGUGUUGAGACCAUGAUGCAUCUCACUUGCACCAAUAUGCCUGUUGAGAAGAUCGACCACGCUCUUCAGACUAUCAAGGCCAAUGGCCUUCAGAAUGUCCUCGCGCUUCGCGGUGACCCUCCCCAUGGACAGGACAAAUUUGUCCAGAUCGAAGGCGGCUUCGCUUGUGCUCUCGAUCUUGUUAAACAUAUCAGGGAGAAAUAUGGUGACUACUUCGGCAUUACUGUAGCUGGAUAUCCAGAGGCUCAUCCGGAUGUGAUUGGAAGCAAUGGCGUGGCGACGACUGAAGGCUACCAAAGCGAUCUGGCUUAUCUUAAGAAAAAGUUCGAUGCUGGGGCUGAUCUGAUUGUUACUCAACUCUUCUAUGACACUGACAUUUUCCUCAAGUUUGUUAAUGAUUGUCGUCAAAUUGGAAUUACUUGCCCAAUUGUACCUGGUAUUAUGCCCAUCAAUAAUUACAAAGGUUUCUUACGCAUGACUGGCUUUUGCAAAACUAAGAUUCCAGACGAGAUCAUGGCUGCCUUAGAGCCUAUCAAGGAUAAUGAAGAAGCUGUCAAAGCUUAUGGAAUUCACCUUGGAACUGAGAUGUGUAAGAAGAUUUUGGCUCAUGGAAUCAAGACUCUGCAUAUUUAUACACUGAAUAUGGAGAAAUCGGCAUUGGCUAUACUAAUGAAUCUUGGUCUCAUUGAAGAGAGCAAAGUCUCUAGAUCCUUGCCUUGGAGGCGACCGACAAAUGUUUUCCGUGUCAGGGAGGAUGUUCGUCCAAUCUUCUGGGCUAAUCGUCCUCGAAGCUACAUAUCAAGGACCAUAGGUUGGGACCAGUACCCCCAUGGUAGAUGGAGUGAUUCUAGAAAUCCUUCAUAUGGGGCAUUGACUGACUAUCAGUUUAUGCGGCCACGGGCACGUGACAAGAAGCUUCUUGAGGAAUGGGCACUCCCAUUGAAAAGCAUUGAAGAUGUUUAUGAGAAAUUUAUGAAGUACUGCCUUGGAAAGUUGAGAAGCAGUCCGUGGUCUGAAUUAGAAGGUCUUCAGGCUGAGACAAGGAUGAUAAGUGAACAGCUUGGGAAAAUUAACAUGAAAGGUUUUCUUUCUAUCAACAGCCAACCAGCAGUUAAUGGAGAAAGAUCUGAUUCUCCUUCCGUAGGAUGGGGUGGGCCAGGAGGUUACGUUUAUCAAAAGGCGUACAUUGAGUUUUUCUGUUCCAGGGAAAAGUUGGAUGCUAUUGUUGACAAAUGCAGGGCCCUUCCAUCUCUCACCUACAUGGCGGUGAAUAAGGAAGGCAUUUGGGUAUCCAACGUCACUCAAAAGGAUGUGAAUGCUGUAACAUGGGGAGUUUUCCCAGCCAAAGAGAUCAUCCAGCCAACCGUUGUCGAUCCUGCCAGUUUUCUUGUGUGGAAAGAUGAGGCGUUUGAGAUUUGGUCAAGGGGAUGGGCUGCCUUGUAUCCUGAGGGCGACUGGUCCCGAAAGUUGCUUGAUGAGAUACAGAGCAGCUACUACUUGGUGAGUCUGGUGGAUAACGAUUAUAUCAAUUCCGACCUCUUUGCUAUUUUGGAGGACUUCUGAGAUGAGCUCUGCUAUUCCUUUCCAUGAUUCUAGCUUUUUCUUCCAUCUUUCGAUUUCUCAUUGAAGCUUGGAUAAGGUUAAUUCAAGAAGAAUUUAAUUUUAUUUCCUUUUUAUCUUUUUUUUUUCCCUACAUUUUCCGUUUGUUUGAGUUUAUAAUAUAAUUUCCCAAAGGGGAGGGGUGUCCAUUUAAAUACAUUAGAAACAAUUUUGGGAUUUUAAACUUCCCGAGGUUGGAUGUAAUGUAUAAUUCAUUUGUGACUGAAGUGUAUUAGAUUAUAAAUAUCUCUAAAGGUGGUCAAA